GCCGGGGGUGGAGGAGAGCCGUAGACACGCGCCGCCGGCAAGCAGCGGCCGAGCCGGCUGAAGGUGCUCGCGGGGAGCGGAGCAGCAGCGCCUCUCCGGAGGUGCGUCCGGCGCUCUCCGCCGCCGCCGCCCUCUCGCCCGGCCGCCCAGCCGUCCCUCGCCCCCUUCGGGAGGGGCCUGCCGGUCUCGGAAGCGGAAACGACGCCUCCCCCCGACCCCCCGCCCAUCUCCAUCCUUACGAAAGCGUCGCUGCGGCUGCAGGUACCCAGCGCGGCGACGCGUGGAAGGAGGUGGGGGUUGCCUGCGCUACGGAGCGCCCCGGGAGGCCGGAGCCGGACCUGCCAGCCCCCGAGCCUCGCGCCCCGUCGGGGGCGCGGGGGUGGGGUGGCCGAUCGUCGGCAAAGUCCUCCCGGCUGGACGAGGCGAGCUGGCGGCCGGAUUCUCCUCGGAGCCGAAUGCUGUCCCCCCAGCCAGCCUUGGGUUGCGCCUCUGGUUUCCCCCAAAGCAUGUAGCCGCUGCUGCUCUCCUGCUGGCCCAGGACAGCCUCCCAAUGCCCAGCACCAUGUCGGGCUCGCUGAGCAAGAGGAACAGCCUGGCCAAUGACAACAGCUGCCUGGGCCUGAGCCUUGCCUUGGUGCCCCCAUCGGGGGGCCAGAUCCUGCCACAUAAGGGGCGCUGCGCCUACAGCUGCGGGGAGCUGCAGAGCGUCCUUGGGCUCCCGCCCUCCGUGGAGGAGCCGUCCAACAGCAAGUGGGUGAAGGAGGGGCAGAACCAGCUGCGGCAGGCAGUGGAGCGUGGCCGCGACCAGAACCGCAAUGAACUGAGCCUGCCCAGCAAGGAGCUGAGCACGCUGCUCCUUCCACUGCCCAGCCAGGAGGGCAAAGACCAAGCAGAGGAGCAAGAGGAGGAGGAGGACGAGGAGGACGAGGAGGAGGAGGAUGAGGAGGAAGGGUCCACCCCAGUCCAGAGUGAGCCGGUGACUGAGUCAGAGCAGAGCUCAGAGCGGGCGUUGCCCCGGGGGGAGCAGGGCCGCAGCGCCAGCCUCCUCUUUGCCACCCGCAACAGUGCUACCAGUGAUGAAGACUCCAGCUGGGCCACUCUCAGCCAGGGCAGCCCAACGGGCAGCUCACCGGAUGAAGCUGCAGACUCUUUCUGGCUGUGUAACUCCCUGGAGACAGACUCUGACCUCCCAGCAGGAUGGAUGCGGGUUCAAGACACAUCCGGCACCUACUACUGGCACAUUCCAACAGGCACCACUCAGUGGGAGCCUCCCUUGCGCAGGGGAAGUGGCGACUUGGCAGGACACACCCCUCCCAGGGAGGCUCAGCUCACCUGGAUGGACUUUGGGCAGAUGGACCCUGCUGCCAAUCCAGACUUCCGGCAGGAGGUUCCACAGGAGGGGGCGACCCCUGAGCCUCAGUCCGGCCAGUCCAGCUUAUCCCUGGAAUCCUCCAGCAUUCGGUCUUCCCUGAAAGAAGGAGGGGAGCAAGCAGACUGGCUCCUGGGCAUUUCCCCAGGGUCAAAGCACUUCUCUGUCUACUCGCUGGGCUGGGUGGAGAUGUCCGAGGAGGAGCUGGCGCUAGGCAGGAGCGCGGUGGCGGUCAACAACUGCAUCCGGCAGCUGGCUGGGCAGGAGCCUGCUCUUCGGGGCUCCUGGAUGGAGCGCAAAGCGAUGCUCCUGGUCCUGGAGAACGAGACACUGAAGCUGCUGGACCCAGAGGAGCGGAUGGUGCUGCACUGCCUGCCCAUGGCGGCCAUCCGGGUCUGGGGCGUUGGGCAGGACAGCGGGAGGGAAUUUGCAUACGUGGCACAAGACCAAUUGGCUCAGAUGCUGAAAUGCCAUGUCUUCCGGUGUGACACACCUGCCAAGAACAUUGCCACCAGCCUCCAUGAGAUCUGUGCCAAGAUUGUGGCGGAGCGGCGGAACGCACAGACCACGCUCAAUGGGCUCUUGCUGGACCCGUCCAAGAUGGUGGAAAUCCCCUUCCAAGUUGAGUUUCCAGCACCCAAAAGCGAAUCGGUCCAGAAAUUCCAGGUUUACUAUUUGGGGAGCGUUUCCGUGGCCAAGCCUGUGGGCAUGGAAGUCAUCAACACAGCCCUCGAGGCAGCCCUGGCAUCCAGCAGCAAAGAGCAGUGGGCGCCUGCCCAAGUCAGCGUGGCACCGGCCACCCUCACCCUCACCCAUCAGCAGACUGACACCGUGCUUUGCGAGUGCCGCGUGCGCUUCCUCUCCUUCAUGGGCAUCGGGAGGGACGUGAGGUCCUUCGCCUUCAUCAUGGCGGCCUCGGCUGGCAGCUUCCGCUGCCACAUGGUGUGGUGCGAGCCCAACGCCGCUGGGCUGAGUGAGGCCAUGCAGGCCGCUUGCAUGCUUCGCUACCAGAAGUGCUUGGAUGCUCGGCCCCAAACCACCAGCAGUUCCUGCCUCCCGGCCCCCCCUGCUGACUCCGUGGCUCGCCGGGUGGGCUCCACAGUUAGGAAGGGCCUCCAGGCCCUGCUGGGAACCCUCCAACCCAAGCGCCAGGGGGCCCAGACACCGUGAGCGCCAAGCGGGGAGGGGAGCCUGCUCACCGACCCUGGACCCUUGACACAAUCGGUGCUAUGGGCCUUUGCGGAUUGGCCUUGCAGCUCUCUGCCUGCCCCGGUGCGUGUAUGUGUGUUCUGCAUGACAGUGAGUGCAAGGUGUGUAUUUACGAGGUACGCGUACAUCUGCACAAAUGGGAAGUGUGGGGCCUUCACACCAGCGGGAGGAAGAGGUUCCCAUCUAGGGCAGCCGGGCCGUGGCUGCUGGACCUGAUCCCUGCCCCGGGAAGGCCCUGGGAUCGACCUGCCGCUUCUGGCUGGAGCUGCUGUGGAGGACCUUGUUGGUUUCUGACCCCGCGCUGGGGAGGCGGGCAGGGUCCCAGCACCCCUGCCCAGGAGCACAGUGGGGGUGGGUGGGGGGAGAGCUGCUGCCUCUGCUAUUGCAAGAACUCUCUGUCUUGUACUAACCCACGAAUAAACUCUGUUCCAACGA
This is a messenger RNA of Candoia aspera, 3013 nucleotides long. RefSeq names its product amyloid beta precursor protein binding family B member 1 (gene APBB1). Gene Ontology annotation, molecular function: amyloid-beta binding; transcription factor binding. Lineage: Eukaryota; Metazoa; Chordata; Lepidosauria; Squamata; Candoiidae. The record is from RefSeq and is a predicted model, not a curated record. The transcript has 15 exons. Gene Ontology annotation, cellular component: nucleus; cytoplasm. Gene Ontology annotation, biological process: regulation of DNA-templated transcription. Bases 551 to 2539 code for a protein of 662 amino acids.